UAUAAUAUGUGAUAUUUUGCGAAAAAUAAUGGAUAAAACAUUUUUAAAAGAGUGGUUGAGUGAGGUUCCCCCUUUUACUACAUUUAGAAUAAAUUCGCUGCAAUCAUUUGAUAGUAAAAAUUUAGAAGAAUAUUUCCAUCUCCAAAAACAAGUCCUGAAUGUGUCUGAAAUUCCUAAGUAUUAUUUCUUAAAAAAUGACUGUUUGGUUGUUGGGAGAUGGCCUAAUGGUGUCGAAUUUGGAAACAUUAAUAAGGAGGUGAUUGUGGAUGCAGCAUGUGGUGCAUCAGUAUUGAGAGGCGCCCAUGUUUUUGCGCCUGGUGUCUUAGGACUGCCUACCAAUUGCAAGCUGGAUGAAAUUAUUAAUGUCUACUGUGACAUGGAGGGACACUGUAAAAGAGGACUUAAAAUACCUUAUGAAGGCAAUAAACAAUAUGUGGGUGUAGGCAUCCUGAAAAAGUUGAGAUGUGAUCUCUUUGAUAACGGAAUUGCACCCAGUGGCAUAGCUGUUCACAUAUUGCUGCCAGCAUCAAGAUUGCCAGUUAUCAAUGAAAAAAUUUACCCAACUGGCCAAAUAUUGUUGCAGAAUUUACCUUCAAUAGUAACUGGUUGGGUUGUUGACCCAAAACCACAUGAACUUAUUCUUGAUAUGUGUGCAUCUCCAGGCAACAAAACAACACAUUUAGCAGAAAUGUCUGGUGAUAAAGCAGUCAUCAUAGCAAUAGACAAAACUGAACCAAAAGUAGCCAGAAUAGUAAAAAAUUGUGAAAUCCAAGGUGUGUCCUGUGUCAAGGCAUAUGCAUUUGAUUCCACAAAAUGUUUUGUGAGAGACUCUUUGAACAAAUUGGAACCACCAUUCCCUGCGAACAAUUUUGAUAAAAUACUCUUGGAUGCACCAUGCAGUGGCCUAGGACAGAGACCACAAUUAAACAACAAAAUGUCUGAAAAAAUGUUGCAAUCCUAUAAAUUUGUUCAAAGGAAGCUUAUGGCUGCAGCUGUUGAAAUACUAAAAGUUGGUGGUGAAUUAACAUACAGUACCUGCACAGUCACUAAAGAGGAGAAUGAAUGGAUGGUUGCUUGGGUAUUGGAGAAAUUCCCUUUCGUGAAGCUUGUACCAGCUGAGCCCUUGAAGGGUGGGCCAGGUUUGUCCAACUGUGGGCUCACUGAUGAACAGAGGAUAAUGGUUCAGAGGUUUGGCCCAAUUGAAGAUGAACUAAGACCGGUUGAAGAUAUUUAUAGAAACUCCAUUGGAUUCUUUAUAGCUAAGUUUAUUAGAACUGAUUUUAGGUAAGAACAAUAAAUAUAAUUUUUUUAUAUUUUA
Molecule: messenger RNA, 1318 nt
Organism: Aricia agestis (brown argus)
Lineage: Eukaryota; Metazoa; Arthropoda; Insecta; Lepidoptera; Lycaenidae
Product: tRNA (cytosine(72)-C(5))-methyltransferase NSUN6
Exons: 7
Coding region: 29-1288 (419 amino acids)
Biological process (GO): RNA methylation
Molecular function (GO): RNA binding; methyltransferase activity
Source: RefSeq, a predicted model, not a curated record